AUGAGCUCGAAGCGAUUCAUCGUCUUUGGGAAUCCGCCGACGGUGCAACAGCUCAGAACCUGCUCGAUCUCACCAGACAAGCCAACUUGGAAGACGCGCAUCAUUCACUACAAUACCUGCCCGGCCCAACCCACAUCAGAGCACACCACUCAACAAGCCAAUUCUCAACUCAGACAAUCUUCGGAUCGAGAGCGUGGUCUCGCCUCGAACAGCUCGAUCGUGCCUCCGAACGAUGCUCCUGCGCCAGCUGAUCACUCCAGGGAACAUUCAAGAAACACUGCCACCAGUUCUGACUCCCUAGACCAGACUUUAGGAUCAAGAACACGGCCGAGCUUGGCACCCGAUGGAGUGGAUACUGAAGAUGUUUCGAAAAACUCCAGUGGAAAUUGCUUGGAUGUGGCGGCUACAAACUCUGAUAGUAUAGAUUAUUACCAAAGCCAGCUGGACUACCGCGAUUCUUUUGAGGAGGUUUCCGGGGAUAUCUCAUUGACGCCCACGCCUGGUAAUCGCACCAGCUGUUUAUUCUCGCAUACACAACCAGACCCUAAUGAUCCUUCACCGCCCUCUGCCGCAAAUAGAAAAACUCCUCAAAGUCAAGCUUCAUAUUCUGAGUCAAUGAUCGUUAACCUACCCCAAUGGCAUUUUGAUGCUCGCUCUUGUACAUCACUCGAUCAACUCAAGAAGGACCCCGGAACCCUGUAUAGUAUCUUAUUCUACCUGAGCGACAAGAAACCCCUGGGUACGAUCGAGCUCAAGAAGCCUCGGAAAGAUGGCUCGCCUAGCGCCAACAUAGCCCACUUCGAAUGCAUGGAUGAUAGUGGAUCAUCCUUAAAGCUGACUUUAUGGGAUGAGGUUGCUGAGUCGCUCGAUGGGGCGUGUUUGAUCGGAGACAUAGUAUUCUUAUCUGGCAUCGCGAUCUCUACUUACCAAGGCAAACCUCAAGCAAGUUCUACUUUUGGAACCCGCGCCCAGAUUUGCUACAGACUUCGGCCUACUCAUUCCUCUCAUUUGCAGAUGUAUUGUCCAGAUAUGAGACUGGCGUAUGACCCCACUACCCGAAGAGUUGGUCAGUUGGUGGAGUGGGCAAAAAGUGCCUUUUUCUAG
Messenger RNA from Puccinia triticina, 1104 nucleotides. RefSeq lists its product as uncharacterized. Bases 1 to 1104 code for a protein of 367 amino acids. The record is from RefSeq and is a predicted model, not a curated record. NCBI's taxonomy places the organism in Eukaryota, Fungi, Basidiomycota, Pucciniomycetes, Pucciniales, Pucciniaceae. The transcript is spliced from 4 exons.